Molecule: messenger RNA, 2124 nt
Organism: Adelges cooleyi (spruce gall adelgid)
Lineage: Eukaryota; Metazoa; Arthropoda; Insecta; Hemiptera; Adelgidae
Exons: 12
Coding region: 198-2000 (600 amino acids)
Source: RefSeq, a predicted model, not a curated record
CGCCGGUUUGCCUAACAGCGAAGUGUGAACUUUAUUAGACAAUUUCCAACGAACAAUGCCUUAGUUGACACGAGAGUUUAUUUUGAUUUUUUUCAAAUUCUCUAACUGUUAUUUCUAAGUGUAUAUUAUUGUUUCACAACGGUAACUUGUAUUUAAUUUUCACCGGUCGGUUUUGCAAGUACGCGACUUUAAUCGAGAUGGCAAGUACACAAAACCUAAAUGAAAGUUGGUUGCAAAAUAAAGACAGUAGUAUUAUUAGCGAUAACAUAAAAAAAAACCUGAAACACGGUCGUUCAAAUAAAAAAUAUAACUUUCAUUAUGAUCCUACCGAUGUCAUUGACCAAAACGUACAGGAGUAUAGCGGCAUAGAUAAUAUAAAAAUUUUACUAGCAUAUGUGGAUGAAAGGAAUCUCGGCAAAGUAGAAUUUACUGUUUUUCAAUGUAAAUCACAAGCGAACAUGCCUGCAUAUUAUGCCAAUAUAAAGCUUGGUAUGUCAUCCCUUGCGAGUUCAUUUCCGGAAAAGUAUUCGCUGCCUGAAAUUGCUAAACAAGUAGCAGCACGCAAUGCACUGGGGAUCUUAAAACAAAGAUAUGAUAAUACCGACAUACCCGUAACAAAAGAAAUGUCCAUAGUUAUUGAAAGAUUGGAAAUUGAAUUAAAGAAAAACUAUGCCGGUUUAUUUUGUGACAAAGUAGAAGACAUUUACAAAGAGGUCUACCACGAGUGCCUGCCAGAUAAUUGGUUAAAUCGGCUCCGUAAUUUGAAAAAAGAUAUUUUAGUCGAGGAAUUGCCCAAACAAGAAAAAGCCAUUUUGUAUUAUUCACCGCAUAAUAAUAAUGUUCCAUCUGAGGUUGGUCCUACAGCCAGUGAACGCAAUGCUCCCAUUAUUAAAUUUGUCAACAAAGCAGAAAAACACGUUGUUGUAACGUGUAUCGAUAGUAAUCAAAGAGUUUGGAUACGUUUUAAUCAUGACACGAUUAAUAAUCAAGUAAACGCUUUGUCCAGUACGAUGAAUAUGCCGGGGGAGUCUAGAAGUUUUAUUAAAAUAUCCAAAGUCGACCUUAAUGAAGUGUACGCCGUUCAAUUUGAAGGUAAAUGGCAAAGGUAUCAAGUGAAUAAGAUCGAAGACAAUAUCACUGGAAUUUUUAUUGAUUUGGGAAUUGAGUAUAAUUGUUCAAAUGAAAAUAUUAUGUUCUUGCCUCAAAAGUUCUUAAGUGUGCCCUCUCAGGCUGUCGGUUGUGCCCUUACCAAUAUGUUCUUUGCGCCUUACUUUCCAACCGGCAUGAGAAUCCUUCAGUCAAUGUUGUUGGGCAGAGAAUUUAUAGCUAAGCCCGAUAACAUCGAGAGUGAUAUACAAAUGAUUACAUUAUAUAACGGAAAAACCAACAUUAACAACAAUAUAAUGGAAGUGUUUGUUAACAAAUGCAUAUUUAACAAGAUUGAUGAGUCAAAAUGUCAAGCCCACUUAUCGUUUGUUGCUGACGGCUACAUGUAUUUGCAUCCUGUGAACGAAACGCUGUUGGUGCUCGAAUCCGUGUUGGAUUCGAUAUCUGAGUCACGGCCUCUAGAAAAGUUCUAUUCGAAAAAAAGCAUUUCUCCCAACAAGGUGUAUCUGGUUAAGUGUCUCGAACUGGACACUUGGAGUAGAGCAAUUAUAUCAGAUUUCAUAUUCAUCGAUCAGCAGUUUAAAGUGUACUUCAUUGACUACGGUAACUGUUCCUUGAUCGACCAAGACAAGUUUAUUCCUCUCGAUACGCUCGACCCAAUGUUGGCCGCCAUUCCUCCUCAGGCGUUAAAAGUAAGUUUUCAUUUAUUUCCUCCCGAACAAUUCACUGAAAGCAAAUCUAGAGCAUUGUACGAGAUGGCUGUUGAAAAAUUAUUGGACGUGGUAUUGAUAUCGACAAACAAAGAUGGAGUUCCUAUAGUGGAAAUAUUUGAUGCCGAAGAAGAUCACACAACCCGUAUUUCUUAUAAUACUCAAUUAUAUCAAAGUGUAUGAAUACAAUGUUAAUAUAACAACAAGGACUGAAAUAUUCUACGCCUAAAAAUCCAAAUUUAUUGAAACAAAAGUUUUUAGUUACUAAAAAAAGUAUAUGACUUAUUGAAAUUAUUUUUCUGUUAAA